Messenger RNA from Gastrolobium bilobum, 794 nucleotides. RefSeq names its product profilin-1-like. NCBI's taxonomy places the organism in Eukaryota, Viridiplantae, Streptophyta, Magnoliopsida, Fabales, Fabaceae. The record is from RefSeq and is a predicted model, not a curated record. Gene Ontology annotation, cellular component: cell cortex. The transcript is spliced from 3 exons. The coding region runs from base 106 to 501 and encodes 131 amino acids. Gene Ontology annotation, molecular function: actin monomer binding.
CAACGCAUCUAAUAAGAGAGCUACUCUCAACCCAUUUUCUCAGCAGCCAAACGCUCUCAGAUUUUCCCGAGAAAAUUCCAAAGCUCAAUCUCUUUCGUCUUCAACAUGUCGUGGCAAACCUAUGUCGAUGAACACCUUCUGUGCGACAUCGAAGGUAAUCACCUCACUUCUGCUGCUAUCCUCGGCCAAGACGGCAGUGUUUGGGCUCAGAGCUCCAAUUUCCCUCAGUUCAAGCCUGAGGAAAUAACUGCUAUCAUGAAUGACUUUGCUGAGCCUGGAUCACUUGCUCCAACUGGAUUAUAUCUCGGUGGCACAAAAUAUAUGGUGAUCCAAGGUGAGCCGGGAGUUGUUAUUCGAGGGAAGAAGGGUCCUGGUGGUGUUACUAUUAAGAGGACCAGUCAGGCCUUGAUCAUUGGCAUUUAUGAUGAACCAAUGACUCCGGGUCAAUGCAACAUGGUUGUUGAAAGGCUUGGUGAUUAUCUCGUUGAGCAGGGUCUCUAAUUCUCUCUGUUUGUCUUGUUAUCGUGCAUAUUUCAUUGCUUCUGUACAAGUUUUUGCGUCGACCUCGAAUGAAAUGCUUGAUUGCGGUGUAAUAAUAUUAUAGAUAUCAAAUAUCAUGGGACCUGCGUGUGGCGAAGAAGUGUUUGGAGCUUGAGAAAUGAUGACCGAUCUCUGUCGUUUUACUUUUUUAGUGGGGUAUCUGUAUACAUUACAGUGAUUUUAAAUGUUAAUGCUAUCGUAUAAUGGUUGGUAUAUUUAUAUAAACUUUGCAGAUUCUUAUCUAUCUGGCAGAA